AGUAAUAAAAAAAAAAUAAUAAAGAAGAGAGCCACCGAAGAACAACGCGGCAAGGGUAAGGCUUCCAGCAAGAGAUCAUCUGAAAGGGAGCAAUAAGCGAAGCCGGAACCCUAAUACCACGAUCCUAUCGUCGAUUAUUAAUCGGUGGAAAAUGAGUGAAGAAGGCGGAGGGAAGACCAGGGGCGUUUCGGUCGCCGCCGGCGAACAUUCUUCGCAUCCGCCGCCCAAUUAUUAUUAUGGUACUUUUCAAGGCGUGGCCAAUUAUCAACCUCAGCCUCCGCCGCCGUCUCAUCUAGUUAUGGGCAUCCCUCAGCCCGUGCCUCCUCCUGCCUUUUCCGGCCCUCCACCGAUGUACUAUCCUCCUGGAUUUCAAGCCCUUCCAACUUAUACUAUCGUUGAAGGAAGACCUUAUAGAGAGGAGAGGCUCCCUUGUUGCGGUGUGGGCCUUGGAUGGUUCUUGUUUAUCGUUGGCUUCUUUAUGGGUGCGAUUCCUUGGUACAUUGGAGCUUUUCUGCUGUUAUGUGCUCGUUUGGAUUACAGAGAGAAGCCUGGACUCGUUGCAUGCUCUAUAGCUGCUAUUCUAGCUGCUCUUGCUGUUACUCUUGGUGUGACAAGGGUGACUCAUUCUUGGUGAAUCUUCAAGUUUGUACAUUCUCCAACCGAAUGAAUUUGGUCUAUUGUAAUUAUUUUAUAUUUCUGGUUUUUUCAUCACUGUAUGAGGAUUUGGUCAUUGGUUCAAUAAAUUGGUAUUUAUAUAAUUAUAUUUUUUAGCAUGUUUUGAAAACACGGUCCGGGUGCUCGGUAAGAAAUUGUUACUGA
This is a messenger RNA of Erythranthe guttata (spotted monkey flower), 819 nucleotides long. RefSeq names its product large ribosomal subunit protein eL20z. The record is from RefSeq and is a predicted model, not a curated record. Lineage: Eukaryota; Viridiplantae; Streptophyta; Magnoliopsida; Lamiales; Phrymaceae.